UUCCUUAGCAGCCCACAGCUCCCACACGGCCACACCAGCUGGGUCCGAAACAUAGGCCCAACAAGGAGCAACAACCCUGUUCUAGCCCACCACUCGACGCCGACGGCCGACACCGCUGACACGCUGUCCGCGGUCCGCGGUCCGCCGACGCUUGCCUCCCGCAGCCGCCGCCCGUCGGCCCUCCCCCCUCCCCUCGCUGGCACGGCGGCUCGGCGGUCGCCGAGCACUGACCCGAUGCUGCGACCUAGCCAUCGGAGGAAGAGAUCCUUAGCCGAUGCCGUGAAGAAGCUGGUGAAGCAAGAGGAGGAGUGGAGCUGGGGAGAAAAGGUCAACUUCGUGGGGGUAAGGAUCAGAAUAUCAUAUCCACCACUUUCUUUUUACAGGCGUAUUUAACUGUACAUGAUCUUUGGUUAGGUAAGACAAACAACACAAUUAGUCAAAGUUUUUAGUAUGAAGCAUUGAAGUUCCCUAAUUCUUCCAAUAAAAUGCAAUCGGACUUGCAAUAUUAACUUGAACUGCACAGUUUACCUGUUUUGGAGAAGUAUACAAUUUCUUGGCCCUGCCCUUUUCAGAUGUUUUCCAGAAAAAAAAAACAAUGCCUUGGCCCUGGAUGACCGUCCAAAAGAAUACUCAAUACUGUAUUCAACAAAAUACAAAACACAAAAAAUAAAAAUUGGACCGAUUUGGAACCCGAGAAAAGUUUUCUGAUGUUGAUCUGUGGGGACUCAGGAGUACAAAAUGGUGGGCUCGAUGUCUUUCUCUAUUAAUGUGUUUCAGUGUACAGACGGGUCCACUAGAAGUCUCAGUCUCCUUAGCACCACAGGGAAAUGAUUAUUAAAGAUCAUAUACUUUGUUUAAAUUUAUUUUGACCUGAUGAGACGACUUUGACUACUGGCUGAAGCCAGCUACCUGUUGGAAAAUUGAUUGGCUGGUGGCCAUAGAAGGAGAACGAAAAUAUGGGUUGGUGGAGUUCUCAUAUGGCUCAGACAUGGUCUCAUGGUGUGGAGAGAAGCAUGAGAAAGGAGAGAGUAGAUCAGCAAUACGUUGUUUCUAUUCAUUGAUAUCUUGACAUCUUGUUUCUAUUCAGUGAUCAUAACCAGUCCAAUCCAGUUUAUGCAGUUUUCUCCCCUUCGCGAUGGAGUUUUCAUGCAUCUGGAGUGAUCUUAUCAGGGAAGUCUAUAGCUAUCUGGACAUGAUUUCUCCAUAAAAAACAGUUCAAUUCCUCAAACACUCCAAUUUCCUUGCCCCAAGUCCCACCCAUAGAAAACAUUACGCAAUCGUUCCCACCUAUCUUAUAGCAAUUUGUUAGCCGGUAAUUUUAUAGCAUUGAUGUGAAGGAACCUUCAAACUUCCAUAUUUUCAUACAAAACAACAAUCAUUACCUAUGAUACACCCAAGCCUACUAACUACCAUCCAAUGGGUCGCACUGUCUACCCUCAUAUUGAUCACCAUAGCGGCUGAUAACUACUCAUCAUCCUCUAGCCCAAUCUUUCUAAAUUGUGGAGCCUCCACCAUGCAACUUGAUAUCAAUAAUCGGAGUUGGGAGGGGGACACUAGAUCCAAGUUUGCAUCAGCAAUGAAUGGAAUUGCAGCUAGUGCUACAUACCAAGACCCUUCACUCCCAUCUCUUGUGCCUUACAUGACAUCCCGUAUAUUCAUUUCAAAUUACACCUAUUCCUUCCCAAUUAGCCCAGGGCGGAUAUUCGUGCGCCUUUACUUCUAUCCAGUGGCCUAUGGCUACUAUGCUUCUGAAGAUGCUUACUUUGGUGUCAAAACAAACAAUUUGAUUCUUUUAGACAACUUCAAUGCUUCACAAACUGCUCAGGCAGCAAACUAUGCCUACAUCCUUCGAGAAUUCUCGCUGAACGUCACUUUAGGUAGUCUAGACCUCACCUUUUUCCCAUCCACACAGAAUGGUUCUUAUGCAUUUGUGAAUGGGAUUGAGAUUGUGCCCACGCCUGACAUCUUCACAACACGAACACCUACACAUAACACCGAAGGGAACCUUGAUCCAUCCGAUAUAGAUUCUAUGACCAGUUUCCAAACGAUGUACCGUCUCAAUGUUGGGGGCCAGGCGAUCAUUCCACAAGGUGAUUCUAGGUUCUAUCGUUCAUGGGAGGAUGACUCUCCAUACAUAUAUGGUGCUGCCUUUGGGGUGACCUUCGGCAAAGAUAGUAAUGUCACCAUCACAUAUCCAGGUACUAUGCCAAACUACACUGCACCUGCUGAUGUGUAUGCAACAGCACGAUCAAUGGGCCCAAAUUGGCAGAUCAACCUGAACUACAAUCUUACAUGGAUCUUAUCGGUUGACGCAGGGUUUUACUACCUCUUAAGGUUCCAUUUCUGUGAGAUCCAGUAUCCUAUAACCAAGAUGAAUCAGAGGUCAUUCUUCAUUUACAUCAAUAAUCAGACGGUGCAGGAUCAAAUGGAUGUUAUUCGUUGGAGUGGAGGAAUUGGCAUGGCAACAUAUGCUGACUAUCUUAUCGUCACAGUUGGUUCCGGUCAGAUGGAUUUGUGGGUUGCACUUCAUCCUGAUCUUUCAAGUAGACCACAGUAUUAUGAUGCAAUACUAAAUGGCCUUGAGGUCUUCAAGCUAUGGGACAUUGGGAAAAAAAACCUUGCUGGGCUUAACCCUCCACUUCCACCACAACCAAAGACUGAUGUGAACCCUAAAGGGGUGUCUGGUGGAGGGAAAUUAAAGGCUGCUGUCCCAGCAGCCAUAUGUGCCGUGGUUGUGCUGAUUACAGCUUGUUUUUGUGUGUGCAUCAUCUGUAGACGAAAGAAAGUGGCAAAGCAUUCUGGCAAGACUGACAAAAAGUGCUUGACUUAUCAAACUGAAUUAUACAAAUCACCAUCAAAUCUUUGUCGGAACUUCACCUUCCAUGAAAUGCAAAUAGCAACUAGUAGCUUUGAUGAAACCCUUCUGCUUGGUAGAGGUGGAUUUGGUGAUGUGUACCGUGGAGAGAUAGAUAAUGGUACAACGGUGGCGAUCAAACGGAGCAACCCAUUGUCCCUGCAGGGUGUUCAUGAGUUCCAGACCGAGAUUGAGACGCUGUCCAAGGUCAGACAUGGCCAUCUUGUGUCUCUAAUCGGAUACUGCCAGGAAAAAAAUGAGAUGAUUUUGGUGUAUGAAUACAUGGCCCGUGGAACACUUCGGGAGCACCUGUACAGCACCAAGAGGCCACCAUUACCAUGGAAGGAGCGCCUCAAGAUCUGCAUUGGUGCAGCCCGAGGGCUGUAUUACCUGCACACGGGCCCGAAAGAAACAAUCAUCCAUCGUGACGUGAAGACUGCCAACAUUCUACUAGAUGACAAGUGGGUGGCAAAGGUUUCAGACUUUGGGUUGUCCAAGGUUAAUCCGGACAUUGACGCCACCCAUGUUAGCACUGUUGUGAAGGGUACAUUCGGAUAUUUCGACCCUGAGUAUUUUCGGUUGAAGCAACUUACCCAAAGGUCAGAUGUGUUCUCUUUUGGGGUUGUGUUGUUUGAGAUCCUGUGCGCUCGCCCUCCAGUAAACACUGAGCUUCCAGAAGAGCAAGUGAGCUUGCGUGAAUGGGCAUUGUCUUGCAAGAAGAUAGGCACUCUUGGUGAAAUUAUAGAUCCCUAUCUUCAGGGAGAAAUCGCUCCUGAUUGCCUCAAGAAGUUUGCUGAUUGUGCAGAACAAUGUGUUGCUGAUCGAAGCAUCGACAGGCCAGAGAUGGGUGAUGUUCUUCGGAACCUAGAGGUUGCUCUGAAGAUGCAGGAGUGUGCAGAGAACAAUAGCAAAUUCAGUGAAGAAACAACAUCGUCGAAGACAACACCAGACAUGAUGACCAUCAUGGAUACUGACAAACAAUCCACCUACUCGACAAUGAGCAUCACUGGACAAAGGACCAUAUUCUCUGAUAUGAUGGAUCCGCAGGCCCGAUGAAACACAACAGUUAAUGUUUCAACUAAUUUCAGAUCCAUAGUUCAUGUCCUGGUGAUCUUUUGAUCGCAAUCACUCUAGUAUGUUGAAUAAUUAGUUGUUUCAGAUUUUUCAUACUAGUUCCAAAUCUAAGCAUAGUUAGACUUAUCAAGUAAAUAAUUCUGCAUACCAUUUUUAAGAAGUAAUGCUACUGUUUGAGUGGUUAUUUUGUUGCUUUUGGAUAGUAUAGUUUACCCAAUCUAUCUACAUACGAAGGUGCUGUUAAUGCAGUGUCGAUCUUAAAAAAAAGAUAAUUAAGAAGCAAAGUUUAUUAUCA
Oryza sativa Japonica Group (Japanese rice) is the source of this 4223-nucleotide messenger RNA. NCBI's taxonomy places the organism in Eukaryota, Viridiplantae, Streptophyta, Magnoliopsida, Poales, Poaceae. The record is from RefSeq and is a predicted model, not a curated record.